AUGCCAGAAGGUGAAGUUGGGGCAGGGUUUAGAGGGAAGCAGCAGAGGAUCCCAAGAGGGAGGCAUCAGGGAAAGCAUCAGGGAAAGCAUCAGGGAGAGCAUCAGGGAGAGCAUCAGGGAGAGCAUCAGGGAAAGCAUCAGGGAAAGCAUCAGGGAAAGCAUCAGGGAGAGCAUCAGGGAGAGCAUCAGGGAGAGCAUCAGGGAGAGCAUCAGGGAAAGCAUCAGGGAAAGCAUCAGGGAAAGCAUCAGGGAGAGCAUCAGGGAAAGCAUCAGGGAGAGCAUCAGGGAAAGCAUCAGGGAAAGCAUCAGGGAGAGCAUCAGGGAAAGCAUCAGGGAGAGCAUCAGGGAGAGCAUCAGGGAAAGCAUCAGGGAAAGCAUCAGGGAAAGCAUCAGAAAGCAUCAGGGAGAGCAUCAGGGAGAGCAUCAGGGAGAGCAUCAGGGAAAGCAUCAGGGAAAGCAUCAGGGAGAGCAUCAGGGAAAGCAUCAGGGAGAGCAUCAGGGAGAGCAUCAGGGAAAGCAUCAGGGAGAGCAUCAGGGAAAGCAUCAGGGAGAGCAUCAGGGAAAGCAUCAGGGAGAGCAUCAGGGAAAGCAUCAGGGAAAGCAUCAGGGAAAGCAUCAGGGAAAGCAUCAGGGAGAGCAUCAGGGAGAGCAUCAGGGAAAGCAUCAGGGAAAGCAUCAGGGAGAGCAUCAGGGAAAGCAUCAGGGAAAGCAUCAGGGAGAGCAUCAGGGAAAGCAUCAGGGAGAGCAUCAGGGAAAGCAUCAGGGAGAGCAUCAGGGAGAGCAUCAGGGAAAGCAUCAGGGAGAGCAUCAGGGAAAGCAUCAGGGAAAGCAUCAGGGAGAGCAUCAGGGAAAGCAUCAGGGAGAGCAUCAGGGAGAGCAUCAGGGAAAGCAUCAGGGAAAGCAUCAGGGAAAGCAUCAGGGAGAGCAUCAGGGAGAGCAUCAGGGAGAGCAUCAGGGAGAGCAUCAGGGAAAGCAUCAGGGAGAGCAUCAGGGAGAGCAUCAGGGAGAGCAUCAGGGAGAGCAUCAGGGAGAGCAUCAGGGGAGCAUCAGGAGAGCAUCAGGGAGAGCAUCAGGGAGAGCAUCAGGGAAAGCAUCAGGGAAAGCAUCAGGGAGAGCAUCAGGGAGAGCAUCAGGGAGAGCAUCAGGGAAAGCAUCAGGGAAAGCAUCAGGGAGAGCAUCAGGGAAAGCAUCAGGGAGAGCAUCAGGGAAAGCAUCAGGGAAAGCAUCAGGGAGAGCAUCAGGGAGAGCAUCAGGGAGAGCAUCAGGGAGAGCAUCAGGGAAAGCAUCAGGGAGAGCAUCAGGGAAAGCAUCAGGGAGAGCAUCAGGGAGAGCAUCAGGGAGAGCAUCAGGGAGAGCAUCAGGGAGAGCAUCAGGGAGAGCAUCAGGGAGAGCAUCAGGGAAAGCAUCAGGGAGAGCAUCAGGGAAAGCAUCAGGGAGAGCAUCAGGGAAAGCAUCAGGGAGAGCAUCAGGGAGAGCAUCAGGGAGAGCAUCAGGGAGAGCAUCAGGGAGAGCAUCAGGGAAAGCAUCAGGGAGAGCAUCAGGGAGAGCAUCAGGGAGAGCAUCAGGGAAAGCAUCAGGGAAAGCAUCAGGGAAAGCAUCAGGGAGAGCAUCAGGGAGAGCAUCAGGGAGAGCAUCAGGGAGAGCAUCAGGGAGAGCAUCAGGGAAAGCAUCAGGGAGAGCAUCAGGGAGAGCAUCAGGGAGAGCAUCAGGGAAAGCAUCAGGGAGAGCAUCAGGGAAAGCAUCAGGGAGAGCAUCAGGGAAAGCAUCAGGGAGAGCAUCAGGGAAAGCAUCAGGGAAAGCAUCAGGGAAAGCAUCAGGGAAAGCAUCAGGGAAAGCAUCAGGGAGAGCAUCAGGGAAAGCAUCAGGGAGAGCAUCAGGGAAAGCAUCAGGGAGAGCAUCAGGGAGAGCAUCAGGGAAAGCAUCAGGGAGAGCAUCAGGGAGAGCAUCAGGGAGAGCAUCAGGGAGAGCAUCAGGGAGAGCAUCAGGGAAAGCAUCAGGGAGAGCAUCAGGGAAAGCAUCAGGGAAAGCAUCAGGGAGAGCAUCAGGGAAAGCAUCAGGGAGAGCAUCAGGGAAAGCAUCAGGGAAAGCAUCAGGGGAAGCAUCAGGGAAAGCAUCAGGGAAAGCAUCAGGGAGAGCAUCAGGGAAAGCAUCAGGGAGAGCAUCAGGGAAAGCAUCAGGGAAAGCAUCAGGGAAAGCAUCAGGGAAAGCAUCAGGGAGAGCAUCAGGGAGAGCAUCAGGGAAAGCAUCAGGGAAAGCAUCAGGGAAAGCAUCAGGGAGAGCAUCAGGGAAAGCAUCAGGGAAAGCAUCAGGGAGAGCAUCAGGGAAAGCAUCAGGGAGAGCAUCAGGGAAAGCAUCAGGGAGAGCAUCAGGGAGAGCAUCAGGGAAAGCAUCAGGGAGAGCAUCAGGGAGAGCAUCAGGGAAAGCAUCAGGGAGAGCAUCAGGGAAAGCAUCAGGGAGAGCAUCAGGGAGAGCAUCAGGGAAAGCAUCAGGGAAAGCAUCAGGGAAAGCAUCAGGGAGAGCAUCAGGGAGAGCAUCAGGGAGAGCAUCAGGGAAAGCAUCAGGGAGAGCAUCAGGGAGAGCAUCAGGGAAAGCAUCAGGGAAAGCAUCAGGGAGAGCAUCAGGGAGAGCAUCAGGGAGAGCAUCAGGGAAAGCAUCAGGGAGAGCAUCAGGGAAAGCAUCAGGGAGAGCAUCAGGGAAAGCAUCAGGGAGAGCAUCAGGGAAAGCAUCAGGGAAAGCAUCAGGGAAAGCAUCAGGGAGAGCAUCAGGGAGAGCAUCAGGGAGAGCAUCAGGGAGAGCAUCAGGGAAAGCAUCAGGGAAAGCAUCAGGGAGAGCAUCAGGGAAAGCAUCAGGGAGAGCAUCAGGGAAAGCAUCAGGGAAAGCAUCAGGGAGAGCAUCAGGGAAAGCAUCAGGGAGAGCAUCAGGGAAAGCAUCAGGGAGAGCAUCAGGGAGAGCAUCAGGGAAAGCAUCAGGGAAAGCAUCAGGGAAAGCAUCAGGGAAAGCAUCAGGGAGAGCAUCAGGGAGAGCAUCAGGGAGAGCAUCAGGGAAAGCAUCAGGGAGAGCAUCAGGGAAAGCAUCAGGGAGAGCAUCAGGGAAAGCAUCAGGGAAAGCAUCAGGGAAAGCAUCAGGGAGAGCAUCAGGGAGAGCAUCAGGGAGAGCAUCAGGGAAAGCAUCAGGGAAAGCAUCAGGGAAAGCAUCAGGGAAAGCAUCAGGGAAAGCAUCAGGGAGAGCAUCAGGGAGAGCAUCAGGGAGAGCAUCAGGGAAAGCAUCAGGGAAAGCAUCAGGGAAAGCAUCAGGGAGAGCAUCAGGGAGAGCAUCAGGGAGAGCAUCAGGGAAAGCAUCAGGGAGAGCAUCAGGGAGAGCAUCAGGGAGAGCAUCAGGGAGAGCAUCAGGGAGAGCAUCAGGGAAAGCAUCAGGGAGAGCAUCAGGGAAAGCAUCAGGGAGAGCAUCAGGGAAAGCAUCAGGGAAAGCAUCAGGGAAAGCAUCAGGGAAAGCAUCAGGGAGAGCAUCAGGGAGAGCAUCAGGGAAAGCAUCAGGGAAAGCAUCAGGGAAAGCAUCAGGGAAAGCAUCAGGGAAAGCAUCAGGGAAAGCAUCAGGGAGAGCAUCAGGGAAAGCAUCAGGGAGAGCAUCAGGGAGAGCAUCAGGGAGAGCAUCAGGGAAAGCAUCAGGGAGAGCAUCAGGGAAAGCAUCAGGGAGAGCAUCAGGGAGAGCAUCAGGGAGAGCAUCAGGGAGAGCAUCAGGGAGAGCAUCAGGGAGAGCAUCAGGGAAAGCAUCAGGGAGAGCAUCAGGGAGAGCAUCAGGGAGAGCAUCAGGGAGAGCAUCAGGGAGAGCAUCAGGGAAAGCAUCAGGGAGAGCAUCAGGGAGAGCAUCAGGGAGAGCAUCAGGGAGAGCAUCAGGGAGAGCAUCAGGGAAAGCAUCAGGGAAAGCAUCAGGGAGAGCAUCAGGGAGAGCAUCAGGGAGAGCAUCAGGGAGAGCAUCAGGGAAAGCAUCAGGGAAAGCAUCAGGGAGAGCAUCAGGGAAAGCAUCAGGGAGAGCAUCAGGGAAAGCAUCAGGGAAAGCAUCAGGGAGAGCAUCAGGGAGAGCAUCAGGGAGAGCAUCAGGGAGAGCAUCAGGGAGAGCAUCAGGGAGAGCAUCAGGGAAAGCAUCAGGGAGAGCAUCAGGGAAAGCAUCAGGGAGAGCAUCAGGGAGAGCAUCAGGGAGAGCAUCAGGGAGAGCAUCAGGGAGAGCAUCAGGGAGAGCAUCAGGGAGAGCAUCAGGGAAAGCAUCAGGGAGAGCAUCAGGGAAAGCAUCAGGGAGAGCAUCAGGGAAAGCAUCAGGGAGAGCAUCAGGGAGAGCAUCAGGGAGAGCAUCAGGGAGAGCAUCAGGGAGAGCAUCAGGGAAAGCAUCAGGGAGAGCAUCAGGGAGAGCAUCAGGGAGAGCAUCAGGGAAAGCAUCAGGGAAAGCAUCAGGGAAAGCAUCAGGGAGAGCAUCAGGGAGAGCAUCAGGGAGAGCAUCAGGGAGAGCAUCAGGGAGAGCAUCAGGGGAAAGCAUCAGGGAGAGCAUCAGGGAGAGCAUCAGGGAGAGCAUCAGGGAAAGCAUCAGGGAGAGCAUCAGGGAAAGCAUCAGGGAGAGCAUCAGGGAAAGCAUCAGGGAGAGCAUCAGGGAAAGCAUCAGGGAAAGCAUCAGGGAAAGCAUCAGGGAAAGCAUCAGGGAGAGCAUCAGGGAAAGCAUCAGGGAGAGCAUCAGGGAAAGCAUCAGGGAGAGCAUCAGGGAGAGCAUCAGGGAAAGCAUCAGGGAGAGCAUCAGGGAGAGCAUCAGGGAGAGCAUCAGGGAGAGCAUCAGGGAGAGCAUCAGGGAGAGCAUCAGGGAGAGCAUCAGGGAAAGCAUCAGGGAGAGCAUCAGGGAAAGCAUCAGGGAAAGCAUCAGGGAGAGCAUCAGGGAAAGCAUCAGGGAGAGCAUCAGGGAAAGCAUCAGGGAAAGCAUCAGGGGAAGCAUCAGGGAAAGCAUCAGGGAAAGCAUCAGGAGAGCAUCAGGGAGAGCAUCAGGGAGAGCAUCAGGGAAAGCAUCAGGGGAAAGCAUCAGGGAAAGCAUCAGGGAAAGCAUCAGGGAAAGCAUCAGGGAGAGCAUCAGGGAAAGCAUCAGGGAAAGCAUCAGGGAAAGCAUCAGGGAAAGCAUCAGGGAGAGCAUCAGGGAAAGCAUCAGGGAAAGCAUCAGGGAGAGCAUCAGGGAAAGCAUCAGGGAGAGCAUCAGGGAAAGCAUCAGGGAGAGCAUCAGGGAGAGCAUCAGGGAAAGCAUCAGGGAGAGCAUCAGGGAGAGCAUCAGGGAAAGCAUCAGGGAGAGCAUCAGGGAAAGCAUCAGGGAGAGCAUCAGGGAGAGCAUCAGGGAAAGCAUCAGGGAAAGCAUCAGGGAAAGCAUCAGGGAGAGCAUCAGGGAGAGCAUCAGGGAGAGCAUCAGGGAAAGCAUCAGGGAGAGCAUCAGGGAGAGCAUCAGGGAAAGCAUCAGGGAAAGCAUCAGGGAGAGCAUCAGGGAGAGCAUCAGGGAGAGCAUCAGGGAAAGCAUCAGGGAGAGCAUCAGGGAAAGCAUCAGGGAGAGCAUCAGGGAAAGCAUCAGGGAGAGCAUCAGGGAAAGCAUCAGGGAAAGCAUCAGGGAAAGCAUCAGGGAGAGCAUCAGGGAGAGCAUCAGGGAGAGCAUCAGGGAGAGCAUCAGGGAAAGCAUCAGGGAAAGCAUCAGGGAGAGCAUCAGGGAAAGCAUCAGGGAGAGCAUCAGGGAAAGCAUCAGGGAAAGCAUCAGGGAGAGCAUCAGGGAAAGCAUCAGGGAGAGCAUCAGGGAGAGCAUCAGGGAAAGCAUCAGGGAAAGCAUCAGGGAAAGCAUCAGGGAAAGCAUCAGGGAGAGCAUCAGGGAGAGCAUCAGGGAGAGCAUCAGGGAAAGCAUCAGGGAGAGCAUCAGGGAAAGCAUCAGGGAGAGCAUCAGGGAAAGCAUCAGGGAAAGCAUCAGGGAAAGCAUCAGGGAGAGCAUCAGGGAAAGCAUCAGGGAGAGCAUCAGGGAAAGCAUCAGGGAAAGCAUCAGGGAAAGCAUCAGGGAAAGCAUCAGGGAAAGCAUCAGGGAGAGCAUCAGGGAGAGCAUCAGGGAGAGCAUCAGGGAAAGCAUCAGGGAAAGCAUCAGGGAAAGCAUCAGGGAGAGCAUCAGGGAGAGCAUCAGGGAGAGCAUCAGGGAAAGCAUCAGGGAGAGCAUCAGGGAGAGCAUCAGGGAGAGCAUCAGGGAGAGCAUCAGGGAGAGCAUCAGGGAAAGCAUCAGGGAGAGCAUCAGGGAAAGCAUCAGGGAGAGCAUCAGGGAAAGCAUCAGGGAAAGCAUCAGGGAAAGCAUCAGGGAAAGCAUCAGGGAGAGCAUCAGGGAGAGCAUCAGGGAAAGCAUCAGGGAAAGCAUCAGGGAAAGCAUCAGGGAAAGCAUCAGGGAAAGCAUCAGGGAAAGCAUCAGGGAAAGCAUCAGGGAAAGCAUCAGGGAGAGCAUCAGGGAAAGCAUCAGGGAAAGCAUCAGGGAGAGCAUCAGGGAAAGCAUCAGGGAGAGCAUCAGGGAAAGCAUCAGGGAGAGCAUCAGGGAGAGCAUCAGGGAAAGCAUCAGGGAAAGCAUCAGGGAAAGCAUCAGGGAAAGCAUCAGGGAGAGCAUCAGGGAGAGCAUCAGGGAGAGCAUCAGGGAAAGCAUCAGGGAGAGCAUCAGGGAAAGCAUCAGGGAGAGCAUCAGGGAAAGCAUCAGGGAAAGCAUCAGGGAGAGCAUCAGGGAAAGCAUCAGGGAAAGCAUCAGGGAAAGCAUCAGGGAGAGCAUCAGGGAAGCAUCAGGGAGAGCAUCAGGGAGAGCAUCAGGGAGAGCAUCAGGGAAGCAUCAGGGAAAGCAUCAGGGAAAGCAUCAGGGAGAGCAUCAGGGAAAGCAUCAGGGAAAGCAUCAGGGAAAGCAUCAGGGAAAGCAUCAGGGAAAGCAUCAGGGAAAGCAUCAGGGAAAGCAUCAGGGAAGCAUCAGGGAGAGCAUCAGGGAAAGCAUCAGGGAAAGCAUCAGGGAAAGCAUCAGGGAGAGCAUCAGGGAGAGCAUCAGGGAGAGCAUCAGGGAGAGCAUCAGGGAAAGCAUCAGGGAAAGCAUCAGGGAAAGCAUCAGGGAAAGCAUCAGGGAAAGCAUCAGGGAAAGCAUCAGGGAAAGCAUCAGGGAGAGCAUCAGGGAGAGCAUCAGGGAGAGCAUCAGGGAAAGCAUCAGGGAGAGCAUCAGGGAGAGCAUCAGGGAGAGCAUCAGGGAGAGCAUCAGGGAGAGCAUCAGGGAAAGCAUCAGGGGAGAGCAUCAGGGAAAGCAUCAGGGAGAGCAUCAGGGAAAGCAUCAGGGGAAAGCAUCAGGGAAAGCAUCAGGGAAAGCAUCAGGGAGAGCAUCAGGGAAAGCAUCAGGGAGAGCAUCAGGGAAGCAUCAGGGAAAGCAUCAGGGAAAGCAUCAGGGAAAGCAUCAGGGAAAGCAUCAGGGAAAGCAUCAGGGAGAGCAUCAGGGAAAGCAUCAGGGAGAGCAUCAGGGAAAGCAUCAGGGAAAGCAUCAGGGAGAGCAUCAGGGAAAGCAUCAGGGAAAGCAUCAGGGAAAGCAUCAGGGAAAGCAUCAGGGAAAGCAUCAGGGAGAGCAUCAGGGAGAGCAUCAGGGAAAGCAUCAGGAGAGCAUCAGGGAAAGCAUCAGGGAAGCAUCAGGGAGAGCAUCAGGGAAAGCAUCAGGGAAAGCAUCAGGGAAGCAUCAGGAAAGCAUCAGGGAAAGCAUCAGGGAAGCAUCAGGGAAAGCAUCAGGGAAAGCAUCAGGGAAGAGCAUCAGGGAGAGCAUCAGGGAGAGCAUCAGGGAGAGCAUCAGGGAGAAGCAUCAGGGAAAGCAUCAGGGAAAGCAUCAGGGAAAGCAUCAGGGAAAGCAUCAGGGAAAGCAUCAGGGAAAGCAUCAGGGAAAGCAUCAGGGAAAGCAUCAGGGAAAGCAUCAGGGAAGCAUCAGGGAAGCAUCAGGGAAAGCAUCAGGGAAAGCAUCAGGGAAAGCAUCAGGGAGAGCAUCAGGGAAAGCAUCAGGGAAAGCAUCAGGGAAAGCAUCAGGGAAAGCAUCAGGGAAGCAUCAGGGAAAGCAUCAGGGAGAGCAUCAGGGAAAGCAUCAGGGAGAGCAUCAGGGAAAGCAUCAGGGAAAGCAUCAGGGAAGCAUCAGGGAAAGCAUCAGGGAAAGCAUCAGGAAGCAUCAGGGAGAGCAUCAGGGAGAGCAUCAGGGAAAGCAUCAGGGAGAGCAUCAGGGAAAGCAUCAGGGAAAGCAUCAGGGAAAGCAUCAGGGAAAGCAUCAGGGAGAGCAUCAGGGAGAGCAUCAGGGAGAGCAUCAGGGAAAGCAUCAGGGAGAGCAUCAGGGAAAGCAUCAGGGAAAGCAUCAGGGAAAGCAUCAGGGAAAGCAUCAGGGAAAGCAUCAGGGAGAGCAUCAGGGAGAGCAUCAGGGAAAGCAUCAGGGAAAGCAUCAGGGAAAGCAUCAGGGAAAGCAUCAGGGAAAGCAUCAGGGAAAGCAUCAGGGAAAGCAUCAGGGAAAGCAUCAGGGAGAGCAUCAGGGAGAGCAUCAGGGAGAGCAUCAGGGAAAGCAUCAGGGAAAGCAUCAGGGAAAGCAUCAGGGAAAGCAUCAGGGAAAGCAUCAGGGAGAGCAUCAGGGAAAGCAUCAGGGAGAGCAUCAGGGAAAGCAUCAGGGAGAGCAUCAGGGAAAGCAUCAGGGAAAGCAUCAGGGAAAGCAUCAGGGAAAGCAUCAGGGAAGCAUCAGGGAAAGCAUCAGGGAAAGCAUCAGGGAAAGCAUCAGGGAAAGCAUCAGGGAAGCAUCAGGGAAAGCAUCAGGGAAAGCAUCAGGGAAAGCAUCAGGGAAAGCAUCAGGGAAAGCAUCAGGGAGAGCAUCAGGGAAAGCAUCAGGGAAAGCAUCAGGGAAAGCAUCAGGGGAGCAUCAGGGAAAGCAUCAGGGAAGCAUCAGGGAGAGCAUCAGGGAAAGCAUCAGGGAAAGCAUCAGGGAAGCAUCAGGGAAAGCAUCAGGGAAGCAUCAGGGAAAGCAUCAGGGAAAGCAUCAGGGAAAGCAUCAGGGAAGCAUCAGGGAAAGCAUCAGGGAAAGCAUCAGGGAGAGCAUCAGGGAAAGCAUCAGGGAAGCAUCAGGGAAAGCAUCAGGGAGAGCAUCAGGGAAAGCAUCAGGGAAAGCAUCAGGGAAAGCAUCAGGGAGAGCAUCAGGGAAAGCAUCAGGGAGAGCAUCAGGGAAAGCAUCAGGGAAAGCAUCAGGGAAAGCAUCAGGGAAAGCAUCAGGGAAAGCAUCAGGGAAAGCAUCAGGGAAGCAUCAGGGCAUCAGGGAAAGCAUCAGGGAAAGCAUCAGGGAAGCAUCAGGGAAAGCAUCAGGGAAAGCAUCAGGGAAAGCAUCAGGGAGAGCAUCAGGGAGAGCAUCAGGGAAAGCAUCAGGGAGAGCAUCAGGGAAAGCAUCAGGGAAAGCAUCAGGGAAAGCAUCAGGGAAAGCAUCAGGGGAGCAUCAGGGAAGCAUCAGGGAAAGCAUCAGGGAAAGCAUCAGGGAGAGCAUCAGGGAAAGCAUCAGGGAGAGCAUCAGGGAAAGCAUCAGGGAGAGCAUCAGGGAAAGCAUCAGGGAAAGCAUCAGGGAAAGCAUCAGGGAAAGCAUCAGGGAAAGCAUCAGGGAAAGCAUCAGGGAAAGCAUCAGGGAAAGCAUCAGGGAAAGCAUCAGGGAAGCAUCAGGGAAAGCAUCAGGGAAAGCAUCAGGGAAAGCAUCAGGGAAAGCAUCAGGGAAAGCAUCAGGGAGAGCAUCAGGGAAAGCAUCAGGGAAAGCAUCAGGGAAGCAUCAGGGAAAGCAUCAGGGAAAGCAUCAGGGAAAGCAUCAGGGAAAGCAUCAGGGAAAGCAUCAGGGAAAGCAUCAGGGAAAGCAUCAGGGAGAGCAUCAGGGAGAGCAUCAGGGAAAGCAUCAGGGAAGCAUCAAAGCAUCAGGGAAAGCAUCAGGGAAAGCAUCAGGGAGAGCAUCAGGGAAAGCAUCAGGGAAAGCAUCAGGGAGAGCAUCAGGGAAAGCAUCAGGGAAAGCAUCAGGGAAAGCAUCAGGGAAAGCAUCAGGGCAUCAGGAGAGCAUCAGGGAAAGCAUCAGGGAAAGCAUCAGGGCAGCAUCAGGGAAAGCAUCAGGGAAAGCAUCAGGGAAAGCAUCAGGGAAAGCAUCAGGGAAGCAUCAGGGAAAGCAUCAGGGAAAGCAUCAGGGAAAGCAUCAGGGAAGCAUCAGGGAGAGCAUCAGGGAAAGCAUCAGGGAAAGCAUCAGGGAAAGCAUCAGGGAAAGCAUCAGGGAAGCAUCAGGGAAAGCAUCAGGGAAAGCAUCAGGGAAAGCAUCAGGGAAAGCAUCAGGGAAAGCAUCAGGGAAAGCAUCAGGGAAAGCAUCAGGGAAAGCAUCAGGGAAAGCAUCAGGGAAAGCAUCAGGGAAAGCAUCAGGGAAGCAUCAGGGAAGCAUCAGGGAAGCAUCAGGGAAAGCAUCAGGGAGAGCAUCAGGGAAAGCAUCAGGGAAAGCAUCAGGGAAAGCAUCAGGGAAAGCAUCAGGGAAAGCAUCAGGGAAAGCAUCAGGGAAAGCAUCAGGGAAAGCAUCAGGGAAAGCAUCAGGGAAAGCAUCAGGGAAAGCAUCAGGGAAAGCAUCAGGGAAGCAUCAGGGAAAGCAUCAGGGAAAGCAUCAGGGAAAGCAUCAGGGAAAGCAUCAGGGAAAGCAUCAGGGAAAGCAUCAGGGAAAGCAUCAGGGAAAGCAUCAGGGAAAGCAUCAGGGAAAGCAUCAGGGAAAGCAUCAGGGAAAGCAUCAGGGAAAGCAUCAGGGAAAGCAGGAAUCAGGGAAAGCAUCAGGGAGAGCAUCAGGGAGAGCAUCAGGGAAAGCAUCAGGGAAAGCAUCAGGGAAAGCAUCAGGGAAAGCAUCAGGGAAAGCAUCAGGGAGAGCAUCAGGGAAAGCAUCAGGGAAAGCAUCAGGGAAAGCAUCAGGGAAAGCAUCAGGGAAAGCAUCAGGGAGAGCAUCAGGGAAAGCAUCAGGGAGAGCAUCAGGGAAAGCAUCAGGGAGAGCAUCAGGGAAAGCAUCAGGGAGAGCAUCAGGGAAAGCAUCAGGGAAAGCAUCAGGGAAAGCAUCAGGGAGAGCAUCAGGGAAAGCAUCAGGGAAAGCAUCAGGGAAAGCAUCAGGGAAAGCAUCAGGGAGAGCAUCAGGGAAAGCAUCAGGGAAAGCAUCAGGGAAAGCAUCAGGGAAAGCAUCAGGGAAAGCAUCAGGGAGAGCAUCAGGGAGAGCAUCAGGGAAAGCAUCAGGGAAAGCAUCAGGGAAAGCAUCAGGGAGAGCAUCAGGGAAAGCAUCAGGGAGAGCAUCAGGGAAAGCAUCAGGGAAAGCACAUCAGGCAACACAUCCCAUAAUGACAUCAUGUAUUUUGACAGAGCAAAUUGA
Knipowitschia caucasica is the source of this 11412-nucleotide messenger RNA. NCBI's taxonomy places the organism in Eukaryota, Metazoa, Chordata, Actinopteri, Gobiiformes, Gobiidae. The record is from the annotation of a GenBank genome assembly.